AUGCCGCGCCAUAACCGCCCAACUCCGGCUGAAUUUCUAUAUCGUUCAGCAUGUUUGUCGCCUCCAUCGCCCGGCGAUGGCGGUGAAGAGGCGGCGUUUCGAGACUGUCAGUAUGAAGGUAUUUACAGUUUCAUUGCUGACGAAAGAAGCAAAGUGGUAGUAAUAGGGGGUCCUUCUGGCGAGUUGAAGCCAAUGUUCAAAACUGUCGCUCCCGAAUCCUCUCCAAACCAUCAGCAAAAAACUUCCUUGUCGGACAGACUACCAAUUCCCAUCAGAACCCCGAUUCGUCUUCACCGCAGCACAGAAGAAACUAUUUCAAAUCAGCUAACCUUUCGAAAUCCGCUAUAUCCCCUUGAUGCGGCAAUUGGGGCAUUCGUUGUUUGCAACAGUCGAUGGGAAACGUUUCGUAGGAAUUUGCACAACGUUGAGAAGAACUCCACUUAUCCACCUCCUGUGGCAUCCGCUGUCCCUGCGCGCGCCUCUCCUGCUCGUGCUGCUGGCGAUAGAACCAUUGGAUCAGAGGAGUCUUUGAAACGACUUGUGUCUUUUGAUGUAAUUACCUCUCGCCGCUGCCUGCGUGAAUUACUCCGUUUCCUCUUUCCAAACACAACUCCUUAUAACACCCCUUUCGCAAUUGACGUGGACUUGGUUGGCAAUACCCUUUUGUUUACUUCCAAGGCACCUGCCAAAACGACUUCCGCUGGCUGCGGCCGAGACUUCGAACAUAAAGCCACUACCAUCGCCACAGUGAGUACAGGGGAGGGAAAAAGAGAAGAAUUAACAACAAGCUUUGUCUUGCAUUCUUUCCACUUCUGCCAGCAAAUGCGAAUUCUGAUCACCGCCGAGGUGGACGCAGUAGAUCCUGGAUUCAAUCUGCUGCCGAAACAAGAGGCCAGCAGCAGCAGCAGUAUUGAUUGUGGUGGAGAAUAUUGCAGCUACAAAGAACAGGAUAUAGG
Eimeria acervulina is the source of this 956-nucleotide messenger RNA. Its product is annotated as transcription factor btf3, putative. The annotation marks the transcript as partial. The record is from RefSeq and is a predicted model, not a curated record. Lineage: Eukaryota; Apicomplexa; Conoidasida; Eucoccidiorida; Eimeriidae. The transcript has a single exon.